UUGUUGUUGUUGUUGUUGUUGUUGUUGUUCUCCAAUGUCUGUAGUGGCAGCAGCCGUUGUCUCGGGAGCCAGCUCGUUACUUUGUUCCUCAGCCGUGGUGGUUUCUUCAGGAACAGUAGCGGGCUGAUCUUCGAGCUUGGGUUGAUGUGUAGCCGUCGUCUCACCAGCAGUGGCAGUGGUUGCUUUCUUAUCAGAGACCUUUUUAUCGACAAAACUCUUGGCUUUGCCGAUGAAAAGAGAGAUACGCUUAGUGGCACUUGUUGACUUGGUAGGCGAGGGAGCAGGUGCUUCCUCAGUUGGCUUGGUGUCGGUAGGAGCAGAUUCAGUGACAGGCUCGGUAGAGGAAACGGGUCCAGUUUCUUCAGGAACGGUAGCCGUAGCAUCGGCUUUUUCGCCUUCCUUUUGCUCAGGAAGAGCUUCUGUGUUGUUGGAUGCUUCAACAGCAUCGGCAACAGCAGCAGCAGCAACAGGAGAAGAAGUAGUAGUAGUAGUGGUGGUGGUGGUGGUGGCAACAGGAACAUCCCCUACGUCAACAGCAGCAGGAGUAGCAGCAGCAGCAGCGUCGGUUGAAGUAUGAGUGAUAGGUUCAGUGGUAGACAUAGUAUCAAUACGUUGGAAAGAAAUAAAGAAAAGUGACUUGAAAAGAAACGAAAAGAAAAGAAAAGAAAGAAAAAGCAACAGGAGAUCAGAAAACAAGACUAAAAUAAAAAUAAAAUCGAAUCACACAAUUCGUUAAAAAAAAAAAAAACCUUGUGUCAAUUAAUCUUAAUUUCAUGAAUGUCGUGAUUGCCCUCAUUUUCGUGUUGUUUAAAAAAAACCAG
Messenger RNA from Mycotypha africana, 821 nucleotides. RefSeq lists its product as uncharacterized. The transcript has a single exon. Lineage: Eukaryota; Fungi; Mucoromycota; Mucoromycetes; Mucorales; Mycotyphaceae. The coding region runs from base 230 to 577 and encodes 115 amino acids. The record is from RefSeq and is a predicted model, not a curated record.